AUGGAAGAAAUGAUCAAGUUGAAUGAAACUACAUGGAGCCAGGUGACUGAAUUCAUUCUCAUGGGCAUCACAAGUCGUUCUGAACUACAGGGCCCCCUAUUUGUUGUGUUUUUCUUCAACUACAUGGCCACAGCUCUGGGGAAUCUUGGUCUAAUCAUGUUAACCAGCAUUGAUUCCCAUCUCCAAACUCCCAUGUACUUUUUUCUCAGGCAUCUAGCACUUGUUGAUGUAGGUUAUUCUACAGCUGUUGGUCCAAAAAUGCUGAUCAGUUUCAUACUUGGGGAAAAUACCAUUUCCUUCAUUGGAUGUGCAGUGCAACUAUUUUUCUUUGGAAUAUUUAUUGCCUGUGAACUUUUUAUCUUGUCAGCCAUGGCCUAUGACCGCUAUGUUGCUAUCUGUAAGCCCCUCCUCUAUAUGGUCAUCAUGUCAGAAAAGGUUUGUUGGAUCUUGGUAGUUAUUCCAUACCUCUGCAGCACCAUAGUAUCACUAUUGGUCACAAUAAAACUUUUUAAAUCAUCCUUCUGUAAAUCUAAUAUAUUAAGACAUUUCUAUUGUGACAGUCUUGUUUUACUGUCCAUUAUAUGUUCAGAUACAAGUGAAAUUGAAUUAAUCAUCAUGAUCUUUGCUGCAUUUAGUUUGGUUUCAUCCCUCGUUAUUAUCCUUAUCUCUUACAUCUUCAUUAUUGUGGCUAUUCUUAGCAUGAAAUCUUCUGAGGGCAGAUACAAAACAUUUUCUACCUGUGGUUCUCACCUCACAGGGGUGGUUGUAUUCUAUGGGACACUUGUUUUCAUGUACCUGCAACCCCAUUCUAGCCACUCUUUUGAUAUAGACAAGAUGGCUUCUGUGUUUUAUACCCUGGUCAUUCCCAUGCUCAAUCCACUGAUCUACAGUUUGAGGAACAAAGAGGUGAAGGGUGCAUUGAAAAGAGUUUUGCAAAAAAUGAUGUAAUCAUUCUUUUUAAUAUCUAAAUUAGAGUUUGAUUCCACUGAAUUAUUAGAAGCCAGUAAAUUUCUGCUUGAUUUCUUAAUUAAUUUCUUCCCAAUUCUCCUAAAUCUUUUCUUAAAAUAAAAAUGUCUCUUCCAAUAUACAAUCAGAAUGAUUUUUUUCUUGUUAGUUUGCUUUCAGUUGUAACUUCAGAUACUUUUUAGUUUUGUGCAUCUUUGGCUUGAUUGGACCUAAAAAAUACUAAAAAUAAAUUCUAUAUUUUACUUAACCCUAAAUUAAAAAAUUAAUAAAAUUAAGGAAAAUGUAAUUUUAAAGCAUUUACUUCACUUAAGUCACUGAGAUAAUACAGCACAAAUAGAAGUAGAAAUCAAUCAAAGCACUAAAGGA
Molecule: messenger RNA, 1332 nt
Organism: Antechinus flavipes (yellow-footed antechinus)
Lineage: Eukaryota; Metazoa; Chordata; Mammalia; Dasyuromorphia; Dasyuridae
Product: olfactory receptor 8K1-like
Exons: 1
Coding region: 1-948 (315 amino acids)
Biological process (GO): sensory perception of smell; G protein-coupled receptor signaling pathway
Cellular component (GO): membrane
Molecular function (GO): odorant binding; G protein-coupled receptor activity; olfactory receptor activity
Source: RefSeq, a predicted model, not a curated record